Messenger RNA from Priapulus caudatus, 2344 nucleotides. Its product is annotated as 28S ribosomal protein S5, mitochondrial-like. NCBI's taxonomy places the organism in Eukaryota, Metazoa, Priapulida, Priapulimorpha, Priapulimorphida, Priapulidae. Bases 30 to 1313 code for a protein of 427 amino acids. Gene Ontology annotation, cellular component: ribosome. Gene Ontology annotation, molecular function: RNA binding; structural constituent of ribosome. The record is from RefSeq and is a predicted model, not a curated record. The transcript is spliced from 12 exons. Gene Ontology annotation, biological process: translation.
UUUGCGAUUGGCUGGACUCUUAGCGUGUGAUGGCGACCAACAUCAUGGUGACCCCGUGGAGAGCCGCUGCAUCUAAAGUUUCAUGUGUUUUCUCACAAGUUAGGGCUGAUAGUUGCCAUGUUAUGCUAUCACCAGCCUGGUCGGCUCGAGUCACGGUCAUACCAACUACCCGUGGUGGUCCACUCUGUGCUAUUCACCGACAGUACAGCUUCAUGACAAAUUUGACUGCAAAUGCUCUAUGGAAAGGAGUGACAAGUGUAAGUGCAGCAGGAAAAAAGCGAGGAAGAGGCAAGAAAAUCCACAGCAAAAGUGUCAAGGAUCUCAAUCGAGGACAGAGACUAGGGACAGGUCGGGCAAAUAUAGUCUGGCCAGGCUUAAAUGCCCCAGUAUUUAGAGGCAAGGAAAUUGUAGAAAUGAGACAGCUACCUCCAGACCCUGACCGUGAAGCAGAGCUUAUACGUAUCCGAGAUGCUAUGGACAAGUUUAGGCCAGUUAAAAUUCCACCCAUAGAGCGAGGCUGGACAGGAGCGAAGAUGCCGGGCAGAAGUGUUGGACCACCGGACCCUGUAGGAGAUGAGAAGUUUGAAGGGUUUGACACCAAAGUAUUAGAGUUUAAAACUGUGUUUACCAUGAGUGCCAACUUGGGACGAAAGCGACGAGUCAGUGCCUUUGUGGUUGUUGGCAAUGGUAAUGGCCUCGCAGGUUAUGGACUAGGGAAGUCACCGAAUGGGAAGGCUGCAAUCAGAAAGGCAAAGAAUCGGGCAGCGCAGAAGUUGCAGUUUGUGGAACUGUACAAGAAUCACACAAUUUACCAUGAUAUCUUUACACAAUUUUUCUACACCAAGGUCUUCCUAAAACGAAAGCCAGAAGGAUAUGGACUUGUGUGUCAUCGAGCGAUUCGCACCAUAUGUGAAGUAAUCGGAAUCAAGGACAUGUACGCUAAGGUUGAAGGAGCGACCAAUGUUCAGAACAUCACUAAGGCACUUCUCACAGGUUUAACACAGCAGGAAACACACGAACAGCUGGCAGAGAGGAUGAAGCUACUGGUGGUGGAGCAGAGAGAAGAGAGGGAUGACCUUCCUGUUGUCAUUGCCGAGCCCAGCCAGUGCCAGCAGGUGAGGGACAAGAUAGCAGCAGAUGAGGAGCACGACUAUGACAUGAUCCACAGCAAGGGGCGCGUGGAACUCAUCAAGCCGAAGUCGCUGCCCUUCUAUGCGAAGUUCGAUAGCUACAAGAAGAAGAUGAAACGUCUGGCUGCCUUCAGGAACCAACGCCAACGACAGAUCCAAAUUUGGGCAUCGCAGCAGCAGUGAAAAUGUACACUCGUCGUUAACACACGCUGGAAUGCAUCAUCAGGUGGCGCCACCGAUCCAAGCAACGGUCUAGAAGUGGGUGUAAAAUGUCUGUCGAUUGAAGGUACAAUGUGCAAGUAGUACAUGAGAGGAAAUCUGUUGUACGCACCUGUUGAAACCGCGUAAGAUGGUGAAACAUUGCAGAAACACUUGGCAAUGUAGAGCACCCCUAAGCACGUGGUGAGGUGAUCGAUGUGACUAGCAAAGUUUUAUAUGUAUCAAGGAGAAUUGAUUGCAAGCAGUGUAGUCGUUUUAAUUGGCUUAUAGACUUUCCAAAAUUGUUCAUGGGAACAAACUUGUGCACAAGACUGCAAUUAUGCUUGAUAUAAAUGCAUAGAGUAAGAACUGUGGAGUUACAUAGACACGCGUCUUUUGUAUCUCGUAGCAGUGUGGGAAAAAUGAAAUUUGACAGAACACAUUUUUCUACAUGCCUGGAAGAUACGUUUCUGUAAUUCUCUAAUCUGUUGCAUGAAAUUAUCACACUACGAAUUAAAAACUAGCGUUCCAAUAGGAAAGUCUAAUAUGGUUGUCACUUUCGUCUGUGAAUUAGUCAUGUACAUACACUGUAUCAAAAAGAAAAUAAUAAGAAUUUGUUUAAACCGAAAUUUUCGUUUUAUAUUAGUAAUAUAAAUCUGUACAGCAUAUUAUAGUAUCAUAUAGUAUAGUGUAGGUUUAUAUUAGUAACAUAAAUUUGCAUCAUAUAUAUCACAUUUAUAAUUGUUCAAAAUACAUUCUAACAUAGAAUAAAGGUAACAUAAAUGCAAGAAUGGGUAAUUAUUAGAAAACAUGAUAAAACUACUGUUUUGGUUAAAAUGGUGUUACUACACAUAAUAUGCAAAAGUAUUUUAUUAUACAUUUAUAUUCUUUAUAAUUGUGAUAUGCUUCGUGACAAUGCGCGUGGCAUACGCACCAUAACAUAAGUGAUAUAAUACUGGCUUGAAAUUGGCAUUAAACAUACCAGUAUGGUUUCAGAAUAUAGACACAUUUCAAUA